This is a messenger RNA of Stegostoma tigrinum, 2573 nucleotides long. RefSeq names its product gamma-aminobutyric acid receptor subunit rho-3-like. The record is from RefSeq and is a predicted model, not a curated record. Gene Ontology annotation, cellular component: GABA-A receptor complex; synapse; membrane. Lineage: Eukaryota; Metazoa; Chordata; Chondrichthyes; Orectolobiformes; Stegostomatidae. The transcript has 10 exons. Gene Ontology annotation, biological process: signal transduction; regulation of membrane potential; nervous system process. Bases 310 to 1707 code for a protein of 465 amino acids. Gene Ontology annotation, molecular function: extracellular ligand-gated monoatomic ion channel activity; GABA-A receptor activity; neurotransmitter receptor activity.
CUUAGUAGGAACAGUUCUCUCUGUGCGGAGGUCUGAGAAUGAAGUCAGUUUGCUCAAUGCUUGGUCGUCUGAUGGAACCUUUCACCUUUAAUUAAUCAGAACUCCGAUUUUAACAACCCACACCAUUUCCAGUAUUGUUCCAAUUCUGCAGAUUUCAAAAUCUUCCAAAUCCACGAUUAUUUAGAGCAAUUGCAACACUCCAGCUUUAGUCAUGAAGAUUAAUGCUGCUGGUCGCCCGUUUAAAAUGACAUGCCGCCUUGAGUUGUCUUGACUUGUCUCCAUGUAUAAGAAACUUGUGAAUUAAAAGCCAUGCUGUUCUUCUGGGGGCUGCUGUUUCUCUCCUUGUUUCCGGUUGCAAUGGAGAAGGGCAGUGCCAAUCAUAGCAAAACACACCACCACCAGCCCAAAUCUGAGGACAUCAAACAGAAAAGUAGACCAGAAAGUAAAAGAUCUGAUUCAACUAAAACACACCUGACAAAAUCUGAACAACUUCUUAGAAUAGAGGACCAUGAUUUUGCAAUGAGACCUGGAUUUGGAGGAGCAGCAGUAUCUGUUGGUAUAGAUGUCCAGAUUGAAAGCAUUGACAGCAUUUCUGAAGUUGAUAUGGACUUUACAAUGACUUUGUAUCUAAGACACUACUGGAAAGAUAGCAGACUCGCUUUCCCAAGUUCCAACAACAGAAGUAUGACAUUUGAUGGAAGAUUAGUCAAGAAAAUUUGGGUGCCAGAUGUGUUUUUUGUUCACUCCAAAAGAUCUUUCAUACAUGACACAACCAUGGAGAACAUCAUGCUAAGGGUAUAUCCAGAUGGCAACAUCCUAUACAGUUUAAGAACUACAGUUACUGCCAUGUGUUCAAUGGAUUUUAGCAGCUUUCCCCUUGAUACUCAGAACUGCUCACUGGAGCUUGAAAGUUAUGCUUACAAUGAAAAAGAUCUAAUGCUCCAUUGGAAGAAUGAAAAGGAACCACUGAAGACAGAUGAACAGAUUUUACUUGCUCAGUUUUUCAUACAAGAAUUUCGUGCAUCAAGUGGACUUGCAUUUUAUAGCAGCACUGGUUGGUACAACAGAUUGUUCAUUAAUUUCAUCCUGAGGAGACACAUUUUCUUUUUUCUUUUACAAACCUACUUUCCAACCAUGUUAAUGGUCAUGUUAUCUUGGGUUUCCUUUUGGAUUGACAGAAGAGCAGUCCCGGCUCGGGUUUCACUGGGAAUAACGAUUGUUUUAACAAUGUCAACAAUUAUAACUGGAGUGAAUGCGUCAAUGCCUCGAGUCUCAUACGUUAAAGCUGUGGAUAUCUACCUCUGGGUCAGCUUCCUCUUUGUCUUCCUUUCUAUAAUUGAAUAUGCAGCUGUAAACUAUCUAACCACUAUUGAAGAAAGGAAAAGAAUGAAACAGAGAGAGAAGUUUUCAGAUUCCUUUAGGUUGAAUCAGACGCAAACUAUGGCUUUUGAUGGCUGCUACCAUGAUAGUCAGCUGGAUCUGUCAGACUACGCUGAAGCCCGUUUAAGUGUAGCAAACACUGAAGCCAGAGAACGUGUAUCCUGUUCAAAUCCGGAUGGUCAACAGUUGAGAAGAAAGAGAUCUAUUAAGGGGAAUGUCACUGCAGUUAUGAUAAAAAAUAAUCAUGUUAUUGAUACUUACUCAAGGGUUUUAUUUCCUACAGCAUUUAUUCUUUUUAAUUUUAUUUAUUGGUGCUUAUUUUCAUAAAUGUUGCUCAUUUUCAACCUUUCCAACCUUUCUAAUUUUUCUUAAUUUAGGGGAGAUGGUGGUUUAGUGGUAAUAUCACUGGACUAGGGAUCAAGCAAAGCCUAGGCUAACACCCAGGACCAUGGGUUCAAAUCCCAUCACAGUAGUUGGUGGAAUUUCAAUUCAAUCAAUAAAAACAUAUUGGAUGUUAAGCUAAUCUCAGUAAUGUUGUCUAUGACAGCUAUCAUAAAUUAUUAUUUAAUAUAAAAUUAAAUAUAAUAUAAAUUAUUGUUUAAAAACCUGUCUGGUUCUGUGACACCCUUUAGCAAAGGAAAUCUGCUGUCCUUACCCUGUCUGGUCUGCAGUAAAUUUGAUUAACUUUUAACUGGCCUCUGAAAUGGUCAACAAGAUAUUUCCAUUCAAGGAUAAUUAGGGAUGGAAAAAAAAUGCUGGCCUUAUCAGAGAGAGCCACUUCCAGUGAAAGAAUAUGGAAAAAAAACAGUGAGCCUAAAAUUUGGGUCAUGUAGUGCCCAUUUUUCACAUGCUACACUAGUCUCUUAAGGCUGGGCAGCCAUUGAAUGUUAACUUGAACUAACGAUGGAUUUCAUUGAAAGGAAGUAACAGUUGAUUUACAGGUGAUGUGGAGUUUAAGGACAUUUCAUAGUUUAUUGGAUACUGCCACAAUUUUACUUUUUUCGUAAGAUCUGAGCUUGAAUAUUACAGAACACAUUGAAAAUAAAGUAUCAACAAAUAUAUAAAACUUGAAUGUAGCUUGGAGUACAAGUGAAACAAAUAAUUACUAAUUUUUAAAUCUAACAAACAAAAUGCUGACAUCCUCAUACUGGGGAAAUAAAACUGAAUCUAAUUUCAGCCUGAACUGUAUUGUA